UACUCAAUUGCUUUCUCAACAAUUAAACAUAACCUUAAAAUUCAAACAGUGUUUGGGCGUUCAGAAUUAACAACCUGGUGUGUGUGUGUACACAAUUUUGUUUAUUUUAUAAUAAUAAAUAUGAUGAUUAAAAUUAAUUAAAUGCCUAUGGAUUAAUGAUUAUUGCUAAAAUUUUAAAUAUCACUUAUGAAAUGUGAAAUAAACUAUUAAAAAAGUGUCCAGCUGGUUUAGCUGAAGUAAAAAUACGUUGUUGAUUUUUAUAAAAUAACUCUCAAUCACAUUAUCUUUUUUACAUAUUGUGUAAACAAAGUUGAGUUAAUUGAUGCAACUGUUAAAAAAAAAUAUAAUGAAUACACCAAAUUCAAAUAAGAAAAAACGUAAUAAAACUGGUGUUAAAAAUGAACCAUUUGGAUCAGCAAAUGCUGAAGUUCUCUUGAGUCCACAAGAAGCAACAAGAUUUGUUCUGAUGAAACCACUUGGUGAUGAACACAUAAAAUCAUUAAAAAUUGGUAUUAAUGAUGACCUUCCAGUAUUGUCUCUAUCAGAUAUUGACAAUGAUGAUAAAAAAAUCAACAGUAUUGCAAUGGAAAGAGAAAAAGAAGAAAAAUCAAUUUUAAGUUCUCUUCCAGUUGCUAUUGUCAAUGAAUUGGAUGGUUAUGAGGAACAAAUUGGUGAAGCUGAGUCUUUGCCAAACUCAUAUGUUAGAUUUAUGGAACGUAGUGGUGAAGAAUUGGAUGGUGAAGUUGAGUAUGAUCUUGAUGAAGAAGAUUCAGCAUGGUUAUCACUAGUUAAUGAUCGUCGUAAAUCAUCAAGUUUAGCACCAAUGGAAGCUGAUACAUUUGAACUAUUAAUGGAUCGUUUAGAAAAAGAAUCUUAUUUUCAACAACAAAAUAAUGGUGGUGGUGGUAUUGCAGCUGAUGAAGAUGCUGUUUGUUGUAUAUGUAUGGAUGGUGAAUGUCAAAAUAGUAAUGCAAUUCUAUUUUGUGAUAUGUGUAAUUUAGCUGUUCAUCAAGAUUGUUAUGGUGUACCUUAUAUACCCGAGGGACAAUGGUUAUGUAGACGAUGUUUACAAAGUCCAUCAAGAGCUGUUGAUUGUGUAUUAUGUCCAAAUAGAGGUGGUGCAUUUAAACAAACAGAUCGUUCAUCAACAUGGGCACAUGUUGUAUGUGCAUUAUGGAUACCUGAAGUUAGAUUUGCAAAUACUGUAUUUCUUGAACCAAUUGAUAGUAUUGAAAGUAUACCACCAGCAAGAUGGCGUUUAACAUGUUGUGUAUGUAAAAGAAGAAGUGCUGGUGCAUGUAUACAAUGUCAUAAAUCAAAUUGUUAUGCUGCAUUUCAUGUAACAUGUGCACAACAAAGUGGUUUAUGUAUGAGAAUGAGAACUGUACAACCAGCAAAUGGUGAACCAAUGUUAGUACAAAAAACAGCAUAUUGUGAAGCUCAUACACCACCAGAUUAUCAACCAUCAACAAAUCCAGCUGAUGCUAGAAGACGUGCUAUUGCUAAUAAAAAAAGUUCAUCAGCACCAGUAAUAUCAAUUCCAACAAUUCCACCAGAUAGAAUUAGAGAAAUAGCAAGUUUAGCUGAAAGUUUACCAAAAAAAAGUCAACUUAUUCAACGUUUAAUUGCAUAUUGGACAUUAAAACGUCAACAUAGAAAUGGUGUUCCAUUAUUACGAAGAUUACAAAGUACACAUCCACAUGCAAGACCACCAUCACUUGGACAAUUACCAUCACCAGAUGGUGAAUUACGUGGUGAAUUAUAUCGUCAACUUAAAUACUGGCAAUGUCUAAGACAAGAUUUAGAACGUGCACGUUUAUUAUGUGAACUUGUUAGAAAACGUGAAAAACUUAAAAAAGAAUUAUUUAAAGUUAAAGAAAAAUGUAUGUGGUUUGAAUUAAGUCCACUUGAAAGUGUACUUCAAACAAUAUUAAAAGCAAUGAAAGCUAAAGAUACAAAUGAUGUAUUUGGUGAACCUGUUGAUACAACUGAAGUACCAGAUUAUCUUGAUAUUGUAUCACAACCAAUGGAUUUAUCAACAAUCGAAGCUAAAAUUGAAAAACAAGAGUAUGAAAAUUUAUCUGAUUUUCAAUCAGAUUUUAACUUGAUGGUAAAUAAUUGUUUAGCAUAUAAUAGAAAAGAUACAAUGUUUUAUCGAGCUGGUUUAAAAAUGCGUGAACAAGGAGGAUUAUUAAUUGAACAAGCUCGAAAAGAAUAUCCAGAUCUUGAUGUUACAAUAACAACACCAACAAUAUCAUCACCAUCAUCAUCGUCAUUAUCAACAACAACAACUACAACAGCAACAACAACAACGACGACGACGACGACAACACCAUCAACUGAACCAAAAAAUACUACAAAUAAAUCGAAAAAACGUGAACGAGUUAAUCGUAAUAAUACUGAAAAUAAAAAUAUAAGUGAAUCAGAAACUCAAAUAAAUGAUAAAAUAAUAAUUGAAGAUAAAAAACCAACACCAGCUGUUAAUAAAAGAAAAAUAAAACCUCGUGCAGGCAGAGGACAACAAUCAAAUACAUUAAAACGAGAUAAAGAAACUAAAAAACAAGCUGAUAGUUUUCAAAUUUAUAGAAGUGGUAAUAUGGAUAGUGACAAUGCUGAGGGUGGUAGUCAAUCUUCAUCAACAUGUAGUAGUUGUUCAACAAGUAGAUCAACAUCACCAGAUAUUGAUGAUGAUGACGAUGAUGAUGAUGAUGAUGAUAAUGAUGAAGAUAAUAAUAAAGACGAUGACGACGAUGAUGAUGAAGAUGAAGAUGAAGAUGAUGACGAUAGUAGUAGUGACAAGAUGAUAGUUGAGGAAGAAGAAGAAGAAGAAGAAGAGGAGGAGGAUCAAUUAGAAGUACUACAACUUGUUUGGGCUAAAUGUCGAGGAUAUCCAUGGUAUCCAGCACUUAUUAUUGAUCCAAAUACUCCAAGAGGUACUAUACACAAAGGUGUACCAAUACCUGCACCUCCAGAUGAUGUUUUAGCACUUGGACGUAAUUACAAAGAUCCAGUAUAUUUAGUUUUAUUUUUUGAUACUAAAAGAACAUGGCAAUGGUUACCAGGUGAAAAAUUAGAAAAACUUGGUGUAUCAAUGGCAGUUGAUGAGGCAAAAUUAACUGAAUCAAGAAAACCAACUGAUAGAAAAGCAGUUAAAAAAGCAUAUCAAGAAGCAUUACAUUAUCGUAAACAAACACACAAUACAGCAUUAAAUGCCAUUUCAACAACGUAAAUAACAUAUUUUAUUUUUGUUGUAAAACUUAU
Molecule: messenger RNA, 3261 nt
Organism: Aphidius gifuensis
Lineage: Eukaryota; Metazoa; Arthropoda; Insecta; Hymenoptera; Braconidae
Gene: Br140
Product: peregrin
Exons: 7
Coding region: 323-3229 (968 amino acids)
Biological process (GO): regulation of transcription by RNA polymerase II
Cellular component (GO): MOZ/MORF histone acetyltransferase complex
Molecular function (GO): protein binding
Source: RefSeq, a predicted model, not a curated record